UUACUGAAAUGGGACUUUGACGCGCCAACUAAGGAUCACGUUCAACAACUCAACACCCUCUUCCAAGCCGCUGGUGCUUCACCCGAUCUGCAUUCUUCUCUCUUCCACACCGACUUCAAGCAACAUAUCAAGGCUGUGGAUAUUCUCACGCGUUUAUUGGAAGGCGGUUGGUCUUCAGUCGAUGGCGACAUGGCAACACGUGCCAACCUGGAUCUCAUUCUCCGAUGGAUGGUUCUGCGAUUCUUUGAAACCAGCCCUGCUUUCCUUGCUCGCGGGUUGGAGUACCUCCUGAAAGUAUUCUCCAGGAUGUCUGAUGCGGAGCAGCAGUUGACUGAGCAUGAGGCAUCGGCUUUCUUGCCUUAUCUGGUCAUGAAGGUGGGAGACUCAAAAGAGAAUAUUCGGAGGGAUAUUCGAGCCAUAUUCAGAGUUAUGACGAGUAUUUAUCCACCCGAGAAGCUGUACACAUACCUUAUAGGUGGACUCAAAUCAAAGGUUAAUAAGGCUCGACAAGAAUGCCUUGAUGAGAUCGGAAGUAUGAUCGACCACUUCGGCCUGAAUGUCUGCCAACCUUCACCAGCUGUGUCUCUCAAGACCCUAGCAGCUCAGAUCAGUGACCGUGAUUCAGGUGUGCGAACAGCAGCUCUAAAUGCCUUGGUCUGUGUAUACGCCAUUGUGGGCGAACCCCUCUGGAAAAUGCUUGGUCAAAUGCCUGAGAAGGAGAGGUCCAUGUUGGAAGAGAGGAUCAAGAGAUCUGGACGUCCGAACGCAACAACUGCUGGUGCUCUCAAUGCCACUCCAGUAGCUUCUAAGAGGUCGGUGUCAGAAAAACCGACAAAUCGAAGGCGUGGAGCAUCAGCUCGAGAAACUCAAGCGUCACUAGCUCCACAGCAGGUUCCAGUGACGCCUUACGGGGGCGAAGGAGGAGUCAGAGGGGGUCCGCAGUCGGUUCACGCCGUCGCCUACGCUCGAGCUCAACAUCUGCUUAGUGGUCUUGGGGAUCUAGACCCCGAGCAACCCUCUGAAAUGCCUAAUCUCCUUCAAUUUGAUAGAGAUAUUAAUGAACUCUUCAAACCCAUCAAAAUCCCCGAACUGAAGACGCGAGACAAGCAGACGGUGCUGAACUGUCUCCUCCGAACCAGUCCGGAUGCAGCUUCUGCCAUCACCAUGGUAGUGACCCAAGUUUCUUCCAAUGAUCUCAAUUCUUGCUGCUAUGCCUUGAGUCAGCUUGAUACCUUAUUACAGAGUGACAAGUGGCAACUCCUAGUUGGUCACAUCAAUCAGCUUAUCACUCUCAUUACAAUUCAAUUACGACAGACCAACUCUCGUUUCUUCGAUGAUCCAACUAUCUCGGAGGGUGAAUUAUCCACUGUCCUGAAGUGCCUCUUGGCCACUAUUGAGUCGGUCUUCAAGCGACCCCUUUUGGCACGAGAAGCAUCGCGUGAAUCGCUGAAAGAGUUUCUCUUUGCCUCCUUGAAUCUGAUGGUCCACGAUAAGACUGCUGAGUUGCCUGAAGGAAGUGGAAUCAUUAGGGCCAUUAAUGCAAUAACUCUUCUUGUUAUCAUGGAGUCAAAUAGUACUCGCGUUCUUGGUGCCUUUAUCCGUCUGUUACAUGAGGGUGUAAGCAGUGGACACUUUACCAAUCGAUUCUCUACUGUCGUUCUACGAGGUCUCUGGAAAAUUACUAAAGCCCUACCCGAAACAGCCAACAACUAUUCAUUGGAUCAGGUUCUUCUUGAUUGUCAUAACUUCCUUAAAGCGUUUCCAUCUCCUUCCUGGAAAACAAGGAAAUCGGAUCUCCCCCUUCGAACUAUCAAAACUAUGCUCCAUUCCUUCUGUUGUGCUCGAGGACCUGCGGUCCUCAAAUUUGUUGAUAUGAUUCCGAAUAAGGAUGAAUCAGAGUUGGAAACCUACAUGAAACGAACUUUAAAGACUCUCGCCUCUGAAAAUGGUGGUAAGCUACCACCGGCACUUCAAACUACUCCAAAGCAGUCCAGCACUCCUCCGAAGACUGCUGUGUUGAGCGCAGACACCCAAUCUAGGUUAACUUCUCUCAUCACCAAGAUCACUUCCUCUCGCGAUGAAUCUUAUAUUGAGGAGCUCUUUGAUUUGACUUCUCCUUACCCUGAUCUGGACCUCCAACCUUAUUUGGCCAACUCUACACCCUUCUUCCAAACCUACAUUCGACAGGCCCUCUUCAAUGUUGGUCUCAAACGUGCUCGAGCUAAAUCCAAGCAGGGUUCUAAUGUCGCAACGAUUAACGGAAUUAAGAAUGAUCAACUCUCUCUGAGCUCAAAAGAUUUGGACCAGCAGUCAAUGAAUCCGAAGUUCUUUAUGGACCGACUGGCAUCCAUACGGAAGGAAUUGGGUCUUGAAUCCAUCGGAGCCAAUGAUGGAGAUAAUAGCCAGGAUGUGGAUGCGGAUGGCCGUAUAUCGUCGGGAUUUUAUGGAAAUACUGUCAUGGACUUUACCACUAAGGAGGGUGGUCAGGUAAAGGGAGAAGCCAGUGCCUCAGAUGGUACUAGUUCUAAUCCGCAGCAUGGCGAAAGUGGUGGAAUAUCCCACACCGACCUGAACGACAUUCGAAAACGUCUGGAGGCCAUUAAGAGCGCUCAAAUGAGGGGCUAG
This is a messenger RNA of Rodentolepis nana, 2625 nucleotides long. NCBI's taxonomy places the organism in Eukaryota, Metazoa, Platyhelminthes, Cestoda, Cyclophyllidea, Hymenolepididae. The record is from the annotation of a GenBank genome assembly.